GCUCCCUCCUCUGUGUGAAUCUGUCAGGAGAGCAGUGUGUAUGUGUGUGUGCGCAUGUCACUUCUUUUUAAACUUACUCACUCUUUGGGAGCGGUGGGCAGGGUUUUUCAGAGUGUGAGAGAGGAGAGGAGACCCCCGUGGUGCUGUGAUUUGACUAAACAAACAGCCGAGUUUCAGAGCGGUUCCUCCUUCAGCGGACUCCGGGGACAGCAGAGAUUAACCCCAGACACUGAACAUCUGAGGGAUCUAUACAUCUGAGGCAGCAGCCCCCUGUAGAGACAACCAGCUGGAAACCUCUGCUCUGAUUUCAGAAGGAGGACUCCUGGCCGGCAACCUCCUCGGACAGAGAGGAAAAACUUGUCUGUACUUCUAGGAUCACUCUGAAGAACAAAGUGAAUUGAAGGCGUCCACCAUGAGGAGGGUGAUGGUGUCUACGCUUCAUCUGACAGUCACAGUGACAGCAGCUCUGCUGUAUUUCUGCUCCGAGCUUUGCUGCCUGGAGAUCACACCCGAUGGCACGGAGCUCGUCCUUGCUGAGGGCUCCUCUCUCACCCUCACUUGCUCCGGCUCGGGGGACACGAUUUGGGAAUUCAAGAGGGACGAUGUGCCGUACAUCCAGGUGGAACAAGCUCAAACUGGUGGUCAAAGUUACCAAAUCGUGCAAAGCAGCACCACUUCCAGUGUUUUGACUUUGAAUAAUGUGAGCUGGAAGCACACUGGGGUGUAUCAGUGUGUUGAUCGACACACUGGAGACACUAAGGAGGUGGCUGUUUUUGUCCCAGACCCUCAUGUGUGGUUUAUAGAGAGCUCCCACGGCAUGGUAACAAAGACCAGUGAGGAGAGCACCAUCCCCUGUGUGGUCACCAAUCCCAACAUCAAUGUCACCCUGUAUGAGAGGGACACCGAUCUGCCCAUUAGGGGGCUUUAUGUUCCCAGUGAGGGGUACAAGGCACCACUGGAGGACAGGACCUACGUGUGCCGUGGAGAGCUGAAUGAGGAGGUGAAAGAGUCUCAGGCCUUCUACGUCUUCAGCAUUGUCGUCCCAGAGGCCAUCGACGCCUACAUCAAUGUGUCAAAGACCGUGUUGAAGCAGGGCGAACCGCUGACAGUAAACUGCACGGUGCACGGAGUGGAGCUGGUGUUUUUUUCCUGGGAUAUCCCCAACAGAGAGGUUAUUGAGGUUGAGCCGCUGACAGACGUGCUGUCCGCCAUGAACAUGCGCUCCUGCCUGAUCUUCCCUCGUGCCACGAUCGCCCACAGCGGAAACUACGUCUGCCACGUCCACGAGGGUGUCCAGGACCAGUCUGCCUCUGCCAGCGUCAACAUCACUGUGCUUGAACGAGGCUUCGUGGAUGUGAAAGCUGCUCAGCAACAAAACAUUUCAGCCAAGCUCCAAGAGAACGUGGAGCUGAGAGUGGAGAUUGAAGCCUACCCUCCCCCUCAGGUCCACUGGAGCAAAGACGGCGUUACCAUCAAGGGAGACAAACCCAUCGCACCUAGACAAGAACAUGAGAUCAGGUAUGUCACCAUUCUUACCUUGGUGCGGGUGAGGACGGAGCAGAAGGGCCUCUACACCGUCCUCAUCACAAACGGAGAUGACACAAAGGAGGUGACCUUUUACCUGGAGGUCCAAGUUCCCUCUCAGAUUAAAGACCUGACUGACCACCCCCUGUCUGGGAAGAGGCACGUGGUGACCUGCAUAGCAGAGGGGGUCCCAACCCCGACCAUCCAGUGGUACAGCUGUGACAGCAUGCACAAGUGUAGCAACCAGACAGCAGUGUGGCAACCGCUGAUCCCAGAGCCAGAGGUGCUGAGCAUCCACACCAAUGUCAGCUACAGCAAGACUCGUAAAACCAGCCAGGUGCGGAGCCAGGUGACCUUCCACAAGCUCCAGCAGGUCACAGUGCGUUGUGAGACCAGCAACCAAGCAGGACUUGUUGACAGGAGAGACGUCAAACUGGUGUCCAGCACACUGUACUCCCAGGUGGCAGUGUUGGCUGCUGUUCUAGCCUUAGUGGCCAUCAUCAUCAUAUCUAUCAUCAUCCUCAUUGCUGUGUGGAGGAAGAAACCUCGUUAUGAGAUCAGAUGGAAGGUGAUCGAGUCUGUGAGUCAGGAUGGUCAUGAGUACAUCUAUGUGGACCCCAUCCAUCUGCCCUAUGACCUGGCCUGGGAAAUGCAGCGAGACAACCUGGUGCUGGGUCGCACUCUUGGAUCAGGAGCCUUUGGCAGGGUGGUCGAGGCAACUGCGUAUGGUCUCACUCAUUCCCAGUCCAGCACAAAAGUGGCUGUGAAAAUGCUGAAAUCCACAGCCAGGAGGAGUGAGACUCAGGCUCUGAUGUCAGAGUUGAAGAUAAUGAGUCACCUCGGUCCUCACCUCAACAUCGUCAACUUGCUGGGAGCUUGUACCAAACACGGCCCUCUGUACCUGGUGACCGAGUACUGUCGCUAUGGCGAUCUGGUGGACUACCUGCACAGGAACAAGCACACGCUGCUGCAGUACUACGCUGAGAAGAACCAGGAUGACAGCUGUCUCAUCUCUAGAGGAAGCACUCCGCUAAGCCAGAGGAAAGGCUACGUUUCUUUUGGGAGUGAGAGUGAUGGAGGAUACAUGGACAUGAGUAAAGAUGAGCCCUCACUCUACGUGCCCAUGCAGGAGCAGAUGGACACCAUCAAGUAUGCCGACAUCCAGCCCUCUCCAUACGAGUCUCCCUACCAGCAGGACAUCUAUCAGGAACAAGGUGGCGGCAGAUUGGACCUGGCCAUCAGUGACUCUUCCAUUCUCACCUAUGAUGAUCUCUUGGGAUUCAGCUACCAAGUGGCGAAGGGAAUGGAGUUUCUUGCCUCAAAGAAUUGUGUCCAUCGUGACCUCGCUGCCAGGAAUGUGUUGAUUUGCGAGGGCAAACUGGUGAAGAUCUGUGACUUUGGCCUAGCAAGAGACAUCAUGCAUGAUUCCAACUACAUCUCUAAAGGCAGCACCUUCCUGCCUCUGAAAUGGAUGGCACCAGAAAGUAUUUUCCAUAACCUGUACACUACCCUGAGCGAUGUUUGGUCAUACGGCAUUCUUCUUUGGGAGAUUUUCACACUGGGAGGAACCCCUUACCCUGAUUUGCCCAUGAAUGAGUUGUUCUACAGCGCAUUGAAGAGAGGCUACCGAAUGGCCAAACCCACCCACGCCUCUGAUGAAGUUUAUGAAAUAAUGAAGAAGUGCUGGGAUGAGAAGUUUGAGAAGAGGCCCGAGUUCUCCUUCCUGGUUCACAGUGUGGGAAAUAUGUUGACAGACAGCUAUAAAAAGAAAUACAAUCAAGUCAACGACAACUUCCUGAAGAGUGACCACCCAGCAGUCGCCCGCACCAAACCCAGACUCUCUUCACCCGUUCCGAUCGCCAACCCAGCAUUCGGCUCCCCAUCCCCUCCCUACAUGCCCCCGGACCCCUAUAACCAGAGCCUGAGCCCCAGAGAGUUCAGACAAGAGGCAGACACACAGGAAAUCAUACCUUCAUACAACGAAUACAUCAUUCCUAUCCCAGACCCCAAGCCGGAGGACGUUUUCACUGAAAUGCCGUCAGAAAGCCCUGCAAGCUCUCUCGUUCUGGAGGAGGAGACAGACUCCAUGUCCCAGGACACUGCUGAAACUCUCCCAGAGGAGGACAGGCUGGAGGAGACGAGUGAGAGAGACGCUCUGCUGGGUUCUUCCGGUACGCCCGAGGUAGAAGACAGCUUCUUGUAGCCACAUGUAGAAAAUCCUGAGAAAACAUCCCCUUUUCUGGGAAUUUUUUUUUUUUUUUUUAAUCCUGCCUGAAAAAGGGAACGUGACUAAACUAGAAUGUAGCAAAAUUGAGACGGAGAAGGCAAUCUUUGUAUUUCCACUAAGCACUCAAAGUUUUGCCCUUCUUCUGAGUUUUGUAUCAAACUUAGUACCUCUGAAACUACAAAAGGUUACAAAUAAUCAGUUACAAUACAGACAUUUAUUGGAAGCUUGCCAUGAUAUAAAUACGGUACUCUCUUCACACUCCUAUAGAAUCGGUUUACAGUAAAUGUAAAUGUAUUUUCUAUUGUAGUCAGAGAUUUAUGACGCCUUAUGAGAUAUGUACUUUUUUUAGUUAGACACAUUCAACCAUAUGCCUUAUGAUUUAACCCCCACCCUAGAUUUUUAGAAAAGCGGGUAUUAUUUGUUUUACUUUUCUUUUUUUUUUUUUUGGAAAAAUGUUUAAUUUUUAGUUUUAAUAACACAGAAUGAUUAACACAACAUAAACAAACAAAUUAAAUAAUGCCCAAACAAGAACCAUAUGUAUUUUAGUGGGAAUCAUUAAUAUUAGCCCUAAACCAUAAUAAUAGAAAGUUAAUGUUUAAAUUCCAACUUUAUGUUGCAUUUUUUCUCACCUUAAGUACAACCAACUGUGUUCACCGAAUUAUAGUAUUUUUGUAAGUUUAAUUUCCAGGAUAUGAAAUACAGAUUCUACAUGCACUGUUUUAUCAUGACAAACACUUUAUUUUUAGUUACAUAUGCCGUAAUGCUUCCACUUUUCUUUUUUGGUGAGAAUUAUAUGAAAUUUAUGUCAUAUGUGAAUUUUGAAUACUUGUUUAUGUAGGUUUAAUUCAUAGUUCUGUGCCAGAUUUGCACUUUAUUUAGAAAAGGGUGGAUAUUCCUUUUGAAAACACAAAUAUACUCUAUAGUUAAGAUGAAAUAGUUCAACUCAGAAUCAACUUUUGACCUAAACUCGUGGCCGUUACAGUAAAUCAGUUUCUGUGACAACAGGUGACUCAAGCGAACACACUAAACACAGCGUAUCACUGCCUUAGCACAAGAUGGCACACAUCAGUGCCUGUGUAUAGACUGACAGAGUUUUAUCCUGCAGCUAUUGUUGCUUGCUGAUAUGAAGGGCUACCAUACUCAAGAAACAUAGAUAGCCAUAUGUGUACAUGUAAAAAUGAUGCUUUUAUUCUUCUGCUGCACUGUAUAGCAUUCACUCACACAGUGUUUCAACCGUCAAUACAAUAGUGUUGACGAUAGUCUACUCUAAACAACACAUUGUCCUUUUCUGUAGCAAUUUAAAAUGCACAAGAUCACUGUAUCACAAGCUAUGGUACCAAAGCUCUUAACGUUUACAAAUGUAUUUUUUAUAUGUGCCAUUUUAUAUGUUGUAAAUGUGACAAUAAAUGUGUAUUAUUGUAGUAGCACUGGA
Messenger RNA from Plectropomus leopardus (leopard coralgrouper), 5183 nucleotides. It is a transcript of the gene pdgfrb, whose product is annotated as platelet-derived growth factor receptor, beta polypeptide. Gene Ontology annotation, cellular component: signaling receptor complex; plasma membrane. The record is from RefSeq and is a predicted model, not a curated record. Gene Ontology annotation, molecular function: platelet-derived growth factor beta-receptor activity; platelet-derived growth factor binding; ATP binding. Lineage: Eukaryota; Metazoa; Chordata; Actinopteri; Perciformes; Serranidae. Gene Ontology annotation, biological process: cell surface receptor protein tyrosine kinase signaling pathway; cell chemotaxis; positive regulation of smooth muscle cell migration.